Messenger RNA from Eruca vesicaria subsp. sativa (arugula), 1296 nucleotides. Lineage: Eukaryota; Viridiplantae; Streptophyta; Magnoliopsida; Brassicales; Brassicaceae. The record is from the annotation of a GenBank genome assembly.
AUGGAGGCAGCAGAGAAUCGGGUGGUGGCUGCAUCACCAUCAUCCGAAAGAAAGAGAAAGAGAAGAAAAAUGAGAAGAAUAAUAAGAAAAAGAAGAAGAAGAAACGAGAAGCGAGUGAUUGCUCCAUCAUCACUACCAAACGAAUUGAUAGAGGAAAUAUUCUUGCGGCUUCCCGUAAAAGUUCUAAUCCGACUCAGGUCGCUCUCAAAACACUGGAAAGUGACAUUGGAGUCUCUCUCUUUCGCAGAGAGACACUUGAAGAUCGCCAAGCAAUCCCGCGUGAAACUCAUGGUCAUCGACUCGUGUCCAAGGUCUAAGCCUCACUCAGAAACAAACGUUGGUUUUAGAAUGUUCUGCCUUGAAUCGGGUUCUCUUCUGUCCUUUACUCCUAUCAAUUUCUCUCAAGGAUUCGGUACCUGGAUGUACUUCUCUGGAAACUGCGAUGGACUUUUCUGCAUCCAUUCCCCACAAACUCAAUCCAUAUAUGUAGUUAAUCCGGCUACACGGUGGCUCCGACAACUUCCUCCGGCUAGGUUUCAGAUUCUGAUGCACGAGUGUAACCCCACUCUAGAUGAGUGGAUAGCUAUGGAUUCAGUCUUUCAUCUAGCAUUCGUGAAGGCUGCUGCUAAUUACAAACUAGUGUGGUUGUAUAAUUCUGAUAAGUACAAUGCUGAUCUUUCUUGUCCAAACCAAGAAGUUACCAAAUGUGAGGUUUUUGACUUUAAAGCAAACACUUGGAGAUACUUGGCUUGCACUCCAAGUUAUCGUAUAUUUCCUAAUCAAAAGCCAGCCUAUGCAAAUGGGUCGGUGUAUUGGCUCACGGAGCUACAUGAGGACAGAACCGAAGUGGUGGAUUUUGAUAUCCAAAGAGAAACAUUCAGGUUGCUGCCCAAGAUCAUUCCAGCUAUUGCUAGUUCAGAUCCUCGUCAUAUUGACAUGUGCACUCUAGAUAAUCAUUUGUGUAUGUCGAAAAGGGAGCACGUUACCAUGAUCCAAGAUAUUUGGAGGUUGAAUCCAUCAAAAGACACUUGGGAGAAGAUUUUUUCCAUAGAUCUCCUUUCUUGCCCUUCUCCUCAGACUGAGAUCCGCGAUCAGUUUGAAUGGAGCCAGAAGGUUUUGGUUGAGCCAUCCACACCCGUGGCCGUAUGCAAGAACAAGAAAAUCUUGCUCUCACAUCGUUAUUCCCGCGGUCUGGUAAAAUAUGAUCUCCUUACAAAGUCUCUAGAUUUCUUUUACCGGGAUCCUAUGGCUUGGAGAAAAGUUACUUGUUUUCAAAGUUUGAUCUCUCAUAUCUAA